Molecule: messenger RNA, 757 nt
Organism: Betta splendens (Siamese fighting fish)
Lineage: Eukaryota; Metazoa; Chordata; Actinopteri; Anabantiformes; Osphronemidae
Product: C-C motif chemokine 8-like
Exons: 4
Coding region: 105-428 (107 amino acids)
Biological process (GO): positive regulation of GTPase activity; chemokine-mediated signaling pathway; lymphocyte chemotaxis
Cellular component (GO): extracellular region
Molecular function (GO): chemokine activity; CCR chemokine receptor binding
Source: RefSeq, a predicted model, not a curated record
GACACUGGAGAGUAUAAAAGGGAGUGAGAAGAAGCGGAAGAAGAGGCUCCGCUCAGCUCCAAAGAGACGAAGAAGAAAGAACCACAGCGACGCCGCAACCAGUCAUGGCUGAUGUCAAGACCUUCCUCUGCAUCCUCCUCCUCGCCUGCUGCGUGACAGUGACACUGCAGCAGGUGCCCGUCGACUGCUGCCUGAGGAGCUCAGACAAACGCUUCGACAAAGCCCGAGUGGUGGACUACACGGAGCAGAGGGCCGGCAGAGGCUGCGCCAUCGAUGCCACCAUCUUGUUGACCAAAAGAGGCAGGAGACUGUGCAUGCCUGCUAAGGGGAAAUGGGUCCGAGCUGUGAAGAGCUACGUUAACCAGCUGAGACAGGAGUGUAAGAACAGCUUCCAGGAAACCCGCUGUGCAGGAGUGAAGCUUGGGUGAACAGGCAACGAUGACCUUUGACCCCUCCAGCCACAGCCACCACAAAUAAGUCAAGGAUGAGGCUGAAAUCAGAUCAUAAGAAUACGUGCAGGGCUUCCACCUGCUUGUGUCAAAAGCUAUUUGUUUUAUUCAUUUUGGUUAUUAAAAAAAUUGAACAUGAUGAAGGAUUUUUAUAUUUUUACAGAGUUAUAUUUGUUUGUUUUAUGAAACCAGGGAUUAAAGAAGCUUAAAAUGUGAAUCUGUACAGUUACUAAGCUAAACCAAGUCCAGUUCAUUGAAUCCAUUCAUUUGACUGUUUGCCUUGGUCAAAAUAAACCUUUUCCUCCUAA